Messenger RNA from Acanthochromis polyacanthus (spiny chromis), 11513 nucleotides. RefSeq names its product solute carrier family 18 member 2 (gene slc18a2). Gene Ontology annotation, molecular function: serotonin:sodium:chloride symporter activity; xenobiotic transmembrane transporter activity. NCBI's taxonomy places the organism in Eukaryota, Metazoa, Chordata, Actinopteri, Pomacentridae. The record is from RefSeq and is a predicted model, not a curated record. The transcript has 16 exons. Gene Ontology annotation, biological process: xenobiotic transport; transmembrane transport; aminergic neurotransmitter loading into synaptic vesicle. Gene Ontology annotation, cellular component: terminal bouton; synaptic vesicle membrane. The coding region runs from base 984 to 2567 and encodes 527 amino acids.
CUGGGAUGGUCUCAGGUCUGUGGUUUAAACUGGAUUAUGGUGCAGGGAUGGGCUCAGGUAGGUCUGGAUGUCUGACGGGGAUCCACUCAUCCACGGUGUAUGACGUCAGCAGCGGGUCCAGUACAAGCUUCAGCUUGUCGUAGCCACCUGCAUGCCAUAUAUAGUUUGGUCCCAUGGAAUGAUAAGUGCGUCGUGCGAACCUUCUGUGUGUUCUCAAUGCUGUUCCUUGUGGAUUUAGUUGUUUCAACAACCUCAUCACUACCUCACGUUUCACGCGUAGUUUGUGUUUUUGUUGUAGUUGUUGCCACAUUGUCCGAUAGCUGUCCCGGGCCGUGUAGCUCUGAUAGGAUUGCCCGUCUCACCUCUGCUAGUGGAGCAAAGUUCCGUCUCCUGAACAAUCCAGCUUCCUUUAAACGACUCUUCAGUGUACGCAAACUUAUUUUAAUGUUGUGAAAAGUUGACAGCAUAUCUAGUAUGACGUCAUAUGUAUGCCCAGCAUCAAAGUACUCUUUGAUAAUACCAACUAAGUCUGAAUCACCACUCGCGCUCAUGUUUGGAAACCGAUGCGUUGAGGUAGGUUUACUUCCUGGUAAAGAGACGGGCAGUGACGUCGUCCAAUCAGCGUCAAGUCAUGCCACCCGAAGGUACCUACCUCUUCCGUAAGAGUUAAUGUUGUGUUUUCGCUUUUGUGUUUGUGUUUCCUCUUUUGUGUUUGUGUUUCCUCUUUUGCGUUUGUGUUUCCUCUUUUGCGUUUGUGUUUCCUCUUUUGCGUUCGUGUUUCCUCUUUUGCGUUCGUGUUUUCUCUUUUGCGUUCGUGUUUUCUCAUUUGUGUUUGUGUUUUCUCUUUUGCGUUAGCGUUUUGCACUUCAGGGCCACCAUAUUGAAGAGCUCCCCUCCUCCUCCUCCUCCUCCUCCUCCAGCUCUGCUGCCCUCCAAGGAGGACUUGCCUCUUCCGUUGUGUGGCUCUUUUCGGGACUAACACCAUGGGAAGACUAGAUGCGCUCCGGCAGUUUAAUUUGCUUAAAUGGCUCAGAGAGGAGAGACAGUCGAGGAAACUGAUUCUUUUCAUCGUUUUCGUCGCUCUGCUGCUGGAUAACAUGCUGCUGACAGUAGUCGUUCCCAUAAUUCCCAGCUACCUGUACAACCUGGAUGAAUCGGCAGAUGUAGCGCUGAGGAACAACACCCUGUCACAGCAGGAUGCUCCCGGAUCCUUCCACAGCAUUGUGUCCUUAUACGACAACACUGUCAGGUUGUCAGGCUCCAACGCCACAGCCAGGACCACUGAGCUGGUCCCUCCAACCCCUGCUGCUGCUGCUGCUGCUGCUGCUGCUGCUGCUGCUGCACAGCAACCACAGAACUCCUCCGACUGUCCCCAGUCCACCAGCAAGCUGCUCAAUGAAAAUGUCAAAGUGGGAAUGCUGUUUGCUUCCAAGGCCACUGUACAGCUGCUCACCAACCCCUUCAUAGGGCCACUCACUAACAGAAUAGGAUACCAGCUUCCCAUAUUCAUCGGCUUCUGUAUCAUGUUCUUAUCAACUAUCAUGUUCGCCUUCUCAUCCAGCUACGCUCUGCUGUUUCUGGCCAGAUCGCUUCAAGGCGUGGGCUCCUCCUGCUCAUCUGUGGCAGGAAUGGGAAUGCUUGCUAGUGUGUACACAGAUGAUGAGGAGAGAGGUCACGCCAUCGGGAUCGCCUUGGGAGGUUUGGCAUUAGGAGUGUUAGUUGGACCCCCAUUUGGCAGUGUGAUGUACGAGUUUGUUGGGAAGACUGCUCCUUUCCUUAUUUUGGCUUUCCUGGCUGUGUUUGACGGAGCUCUACAGCUCUUUGUUCUUCAGCCCACCAAAGUGGAACCAGAGAGUCAGAAGGGGACGCCACUGCUGACGCUAAUGAAGGAUCCAUACAUUCUAAUCGCAGCUGGUGCCAUUUGUUUUGGAAACAUGGCUAUUGCCAUGAUGGAGCCAACGCUGCCAAUCUGGAUGAUGGAGACCAUGUGUGCCAGGAAAUGGCAGCUAGGCGUCGCUUUCUUGCCAGCGUCCAUCUCCUACCUUAUUGGAACCAACAUCUUCGGCACGUUGGCACACAAGAUGGGGAGAUGGCUUUGUGCUCUCAUCGGAAUGAUGGUGGUUGGAAUCAGUGUAAUAUGUGUCCCUUUUGCCAGAGACAUCUAUGGUCUGAUUCUUCCUAAUUUUGGCGUUGGGUUUGCUAUUGGCAUGGUGGAUUCCUCUAUGAUGCCAAUAAUGGGUUACUUGGUGGACCUGCGGCAUGUGUCCGUUUAUGGAAGUGUGUACGCCAUUGCUGAUGUGGCUUUCUGCAUGGGCUUCGCUUUAGGUCCAUCUAUCGGCGGUUCCGUAGCUGAGAGUAUCGGCUUCCCCUGGCUGAUGACCAUCAUUGGAGUAGUGGAUAUUUUCUUUGCUCCUCUCUGUCUCUUCCUCAGGAAUCCACCAGGACAAGAAGAGAAAAUUGCAAUUUUGAUGGACACCAACUGUUCAAUGAAGACAAGAUCCUACUCCACACAGGGGACGUACUACCAGGGUGAAAACAUGGAUCCAGAGUAUGAUGAUUAUGAUUAACAGGACACCCGCCCUUCAGAGGAUCUAUUUUGUUGUAGAAAAAAAAAAAAAAGAAGGAACACAGAAGAAAACAGCAAAACAGCCAAGAUCUUUCUAUGUGAAUGUCCUGCAUUCAGUCCUCACUAUUCAGUGUCCUCUUAGCAGUUGUUCUGGAGCAAAACCAAAGUUUGUUCUUGAUCUGUGGUUGCAAGUGCUUUGUGUAAGAGAUAUUUUUUUAGCCAACAGCCUUAUUCAGUAGAGCGAUAGAGUAGGAGGGUGCUGAGCAUUGAGUACACCUUGUCGGUUUGUUUUGAAUACAGAUGUGUCUUAAUCCAUGUGUUGGCCAUUUAGUGUUAUCUAUUGUAUCUCAACAAUACUGUCCAGAGUAUUAUUCGCAGAAUUUGAAGUGCAAGUUGGUAUUAUAAUGGGUAACUGUGUGGCAUGUUUAGAAACUGGAGUUUGUUAAAAUCCAGGAUCAUUCUGUCUGCAUUGGUCCAAACCAGGGGCUUCUCCAGUCCAGUAGUUGUGGCUGAACUGCACAGAGAAAUCAAUACAUCUGAGCUGCUGAAGAAAAUGAAGAGUAUUCUAGAUCAGAAUUUACAUACAUGAUGUCGUCCUAACAUGAAUAGAAACUAUAGAUUUUUUGCAUCUUGGCAACUUCAAAAAAGAAAGACCGUGUAAAGCAUUUCCCGUGGACACUGCUGUUGAGAAAUAGAUAAAAAAAAAUAAUAAUAAUGUCCUGUCUCUAUGAACAGUAUCAAAUUGUAUCCCUCUGUAUUACACACACACAGUUUACUAUAGCAGCAUGGACUCAGUAUUAUCAAGCACAGGUUUGGAAGCAGCAGAUUUAAAUAAACUGAAAACGUCCACACAAGCAUUCCCACUUCCUUCAUCUUUCCUGUAGGUCUCCACCAGCUAUGUAAGUAUCGCUGCUUCAAGAUCACAACUCACCAUGUCUAAGCAGCAUUAUGUUUUGGAUGCUACCUGAGAACCUUGUCUCUUUUGUUUUGUAACAGCAGGACUUUAUAAAGGUAGAUAAAACGCCCCAGCUAAUAGAAUAACUUCCUCUGUGUUGGACUCCUCUGCUCUCCAUUUCCUCAGGGCUGCUAAAGCAGUUUGCCAGCGGUCAAUGAGGCAAGCUUGUGAGUCAAAAUUCACCAGAAUUAGACUUGAAGUGACAGUUUCAUACUGAUUUCAUUUGCCCUCUAUUGAAAUGAACCGAUUUUGCUCCAAAAUGUUGCAGUUUUAAAUGCUGCUGUGCUUUGAUGGACCAGAAAACUGCUGUUGCACUGCUUUCUGUACAUUCAAAAUCUUUAUGUGGAACACAGUCGAAAGCUCCUGCACACCAAGAGCAACAGCCCCGUGUGAAUUUGUUAUGCUCCUAAAAACUGAUUUUUAAAAUUUUUUAUUUUUUACAAAAUACAGACCGGUUUACAACAUACAUUUCUCAAUUUGACAUGCAAGCUACCGACUCAAUAGUAAGAGAUCCAAAUUCCAGCCACUCUCAUAGCAAAGGAAUAACUUUAAUUUUAAAUCCCGUGAGAGAAGCAUGAAAGUUGUGCAGGCUGAAUUUGCCGGUUACUAAUCAGAAUGCUGAUCACAUGCAGUUUCUCCUCUGAUUUGUGUUGUGAGCCAAAAUAGCAACAGUAUUUGAAACAACAGCAUUUUGACUGGCAGCUGGAUGGAUGUAGCCGGCGGCGGCUGGGUGGGGGAGGAAGGGAGGAGUCAUUCCUGGUGACGCUCCUUGUGUUUCUGCCCUGAGACAUCAUCAGCAUUGAUACUUACAUCUGGGCUUCUUCUGUGGCGUGGUCAGUAUCUACAGUGUUAACAUACACAGUCCACUUACAGUCCCACCAGUAUGCAUUCUGGUAAAUACACUUUUUGCCAGAAGAUCGGAUUUAUACUCCUCCCACAUCACUAUGUAAAAUAUGAAGCUCACACCAGUAGCUGGUUAGCGUAGCUGAACAUAAAGACUGGAAGUCGUUGAACAGUUAGUCUGGCUCUGUACAAAUGUGACACAUUAAGCUCACUGAUAAGCUAACCAACAGCUGGUUCUACACAUUUAACAAACGAUGGCUGAGAAGAGUUAGCGAUCUUCUAAUCAAAGUCUCCCAUAAUGUUGAGCUCUCCAUGUUUAUAUUCUAUAGUAUGACAUUCACAAAUUCUUCCUAAAAAUUGGGACUGUACACUACCAAUCAAAAGUUUGGACACGCCUUCUCAUUCAACGGUUUUUCCACAUUGUAGAUUAAAACUGAAGACUUCAAAACUAUAAAAGAACACAUAUGGAAUUAUGUUGGCAACAGAAAAGUGUUAAUCUUUGGCGUUACUAUACAAUGUAGAAAAUAAUACAAAUAAAUAAAAACCAUUAAAUGAGAAGGUGUGUCCAAACUUUUGACUGGUAGUGUAGAUAUAAAAAGUUUUCAUUAAAGGAGUGGAAAAACUUUUCAAAGUAUUUUUGGGAUUUGAAUGGAACACUGAGAACUAGUAUUUCAUUUCUGUGUGGUCAUUUUAAAUGUCCCACUGAACCAAUGAGAACAAGGGUCGUUUCAUAGACGAUCACAUCAUGACCAUUUGUACAGCAAUGAUUUAAUUUUAUGCAUUAGAUCUGCCCUAUCAGACGACACUGACCUGAUACUCUAUAUUUUUAUUAAAGUUGAGACCGAAACCAAUUAGCCAACAUGUUCAAUGAGUUCCACACUGAAAGGAAUGCUUAUACUCUCUUAAUGGCAUUGUCAAUUUCUGAAAUCUUGUCCUUCAUCAUUGCUCAGGACUCAGGGAGAUUCCCUUUUUCCCCCGGCCUCAGAUUAAUUCAACACAGCUCACGCUACCUGUUUCUUUUUGUUUUUCAAAGGAGAUCCUUCAGUCUAGUUCUUACACAGGAUUUAGGGAAAUACAGCCAUGGCCAUAAGUUUGGACACAAGUACCAUGACGCUUGUGAAUCUUAGAAAAUACCACAAAAUUGUCACUUACAAUACAGUACACAACUCCUGAGAACUAUAUUAAGUUUCAUAUUUAAAAGAAACAUCAAAAGAGUUUGGUGUCAUUUUGUUAUUCUUACCAAAUUCGGUUGUGAAAGUACUGCAUUUUUUUUGUUAUUUUCUUCUAAUAUUAUGUUUUGGGAACAAAGUUGUUCCAAUUGUUGGAAUUUAUUGAUAAUAUUAUAUCCCUUGUUGAUUUGUUGACUAAUUAAACUGGUGCUGUCAAAAAAUAUUAGUUAUGUUCUGUAAUAGACAUCAAAACAGACAUAGUAAGUCAUGCUGUGUCCAAACUUAUGGCCAUGGCUGUAAAUGACAGCAAUCUUCUCAGGUCGUCUGUUCAAGCCACCAAUAGGUAGACACAGGAAAGUUUUUAAAAAGUCAGCAUGUCAAUCAUCAUCUUUUCUGGAUAAAAGAGCUUGUCAUGCCUUAAGUGUGCACGAUGUUGCAGUUGUUGUACAAAAGUACUAAAACACUCCUGAAUGACUGGACAGUGAUGUGCUUACUUGGCUGUCAGGUGGACAGUAAAAGGGUGCCGAGUGCUGCUGGUUCUUCUGUUUUGAGGUGUCUUUUACAAUCAGCUGCUAUUUAUUUGUGAUCCUGUUGCAUGUAUAUCUUGAAAACUGUACACGUCUUUCAGUGGUAGCAGUGGUCUGACUUUAUUCAAAAGUCCCACACUCGCAAAGUCUGCCUGAACGUUCCAACAUGCUCAGAGCCUUUAGCAGAGAAAGCAGAUGGCAGACGAGUCUGAACACUUUGGUCCGCUCCAGUUUAAUUGGCUAUUUGCAAAUACUGUUGUCAUCAUUCGCUUGUAUCUGUAAAAAGGUCGAUCUUAAUUUAAGAAGAAAGCAAUGGUGGUCGCCAUGAAGGAAGUGGAUUAGCCUCUACAGCACAAAUCUGAAAGAUAGCCUUUUGAAGAAAGACUGGAGAUUAAACUUGUGAUCACCAGCUACAGGAUAAUAUUAGAAACCAAACUGCUCAUAAAAGUAAUUGCAGAUUUAAGGAGGAGGAAAAAUUAAGGAACUUGUCAAAGGAAGGCAAAAAGAUAGGCCAUCAAGAUCUCAAGAAUCUCUUUUAUAGCAUCAUCAAGCAUUAAAGUGGUAAAAAAUGGUCUUACCCUGCAGAGAAUAUGGCUACCCAGCACAUACAGUGAAUUAAAAACCAGCAACAAAGUGAGGUUUUGUGCUUAGUUGGAUUAUCACCUGUAUUAAACUGUGUGGAAAAUGUGUAAUAGAACAUUUGUCAAAGUUGUGUAAUUUUCUGGCUCUGCAUGUGUCUAAAAUGGUUGCUGCCAUUUCCUGUACUGCUCACCUGAAAGCACCAUUAGCUACAGUGACGUGUUCGAUGUGCUGCUGCUUUGAUAAAACUGAACAGAUGAAACUAUGAAGGGUCCAUCGUGUGCUUCACUUCUGUUGUAGAUAAUCAGCAUACAGUAAGUUUACAGGAAACCCCGGAAUUUAUUCAUUUAUUGCAGUUUGGCGUUAAGUUAUUGCAAAACUUCUCAUCAGUACAAACUAAAAUAUAACUAUCUCAAUUUAUGGCACCAUUUUGUCAAGAUCUUCACUGAGUGUUGUGGAAGUUCAACAAGGUCAAGGGAGGAUGAGGAGGCAGACAGAGACACACUGGAGACUCAGGUGACUUAAGUUGUGAGUGAGGUUUACUGAUAUCAGGAGAAAUGACACCAACAGAGCAGCAGUACAUGCAAGCAAUGCCAGCUUCAGUUCUGUGGAUUCUCUCUGAUCGUUUAUAUUGUAGUUGGGAGAGGGGUCAGAUUUAGAUUUCAGAUUAAUAUAGACACAACUAGUCUGCUUAGUCACGUCAAAAUAAAUAUACGACGAUAUCUAACCUUGACCUGUGCAGAGAGUCUUGGCAAAUCUUCCUCCUACAGCGUCCGCCUGUUAGUGGGUAAUUUGGCAUGGCGUUAGCUAACAGCUGCAAGGGAGAACCUUACAAAGAAGAAAGAGUACUUUUUCCUUCACACCGAGUACUUUUCAAUAAGAGGCAGACAGGAAACAAAGGAAUGAGAGGUAUAGCGUGCAAAUUCGGUUCUCAGUUGAAAUCAGAGACUUGCAGUCACAGUCAUAAACUUAUGAGCACAACUGUACGUGUCGUGAUAUAAAAUCUAGUAUGGUGUACUCUGUAAGCCUUUAACCACCAGAGCGCCUCAGUAUCAGCUCCUUUAUGAACAUGAGGAUACAGCGUGUAUGUUCGGUGAUUAGAUUGCAUUCACCUUCCAAGAAAACCUCCAGGCUAAAGCUAACCUAACGCCAAGCGCUUAGAUAGACAAAUGUGAAGGUUCCCCAAACACUGGACAACAACAACCUUUAAACGUUUCUUCUUCUUCGUAAUUAUAGUGUUAUUAUUAAAUUAUUGGGAUAUUAUGGAUUUUUAUACUAAUAUUCUAAAUGAUUUUUUUUUGUUCUUUUGGCUAACUAGUUUGAUAGUUCAGUGUGUUUGUUUGGUUCAGCUUCCUGAGACUGAACUCAACCAAUGAGAUUCAUUUUACCUGAUGAACAGCUCUGCUCUUCAGAUAAUUUUUUUUUUAUCAUUCCUGUAAUAUUUCUUGUUCAUAAUACACCUAAUGCUGUGUCACAUGUGUUGUGUUUUUGGAUGUCCUCCUACACUUUUCUGAUGGGCUAUUGAAAGCUGGACUGGAAUGAACUGGAUUUUUAGUAAAAGUGACUGGAGUGGUUCAGACUGGUACUGAAACAAACAUUAACCUCUAAAUAUUUUUCUUUCAUUGAUCAUCAGUCUACUGAGUUGUACUGAAAGUGGAUGUUUUUUGUUAGUUUUGUGUCUUUUUUUUGUUUUUAAUCUGUAACCGCAAACAUGUCAGUAUGUGAAUCUGAGAUGUAUGUGUUUGGCUAGAUUUUUUUUCUUACAUGUGAGAGCAGUUUAUCCUCUAUUAAAUGUGAAAGAACAUUUUUCUCCAGAAAUGACAACACUUCAGCUAAAUAUAGAGACGGACGUAUUUUCAGCACCAUUACCUGUUGGUGUAUUUGAAACGCUGAGCAUUUAGACCAGAUGGUAGUCUACAUGUUUUUUUUUUUUUAUUUUUAUCGUCAGUUUAAAGUGAACAGGACAAUAACAGGAACGUUUUUAGUACGGUCACAGAAAUCCUCACAUUGAUUCCCUGUGCUGCGUGUUGGAAGACAGCAGAAUGAGUUGCCUUGAUGGGGAAAUGUGGGAGCAGGCACACUGUAAUCAGCCUGUCCAUCUCAACUCGGGGCUUCAAUUAGUUUGCAGAUGCUCACACAAUACCUCCUUUUCCUCUCCACCAAGAACCAAGACAGUUGUCGCUCUUAAAACAAUGGAAGUGCAGGGAAAGUUGACCAUUUUUGUUUUUAGAUUAUACUGUGUUGCUUCUUUGGAAGGAACAUUAGAAGGAAAGAACUGAUGCACGGUCCUUAAAUAUGUCAUGGCAAUGCACCUUUGAGAACGUUCACAGGGACAUCGUCUUCAAGGAGAAGUUUUCAUAGCAUUGGACUGCAGUGUGGGAAAAUACCUUGCAUCAUCGCUGGCGACAGACGGUGAUGUUGUGGAUUCUCUGCUUUGCUGAGUGUCAUUUUCACUUGUAAACAUCACUGUAAAUCAAAAUUGUAUUGACUUGAUCAGAAAAUACUAAUGAUUAGCAGCUCAUGAAAUUACUCUGUAACCUCCGUGGAGUUUGCCGGGAUAUUUCUAGCUGUAUGCUAGAUUUUUCUUACUGUCAACAACUCCAAAUGGUAGUAGGCCUAUUUUUAAAGAUACACAUCUGAGGCUGGACGGAAUGGGCGUGGUACUGCAUGCUACUGAGGGAUGAACUACCGCCUGCUGCAUGGCUCUACCGACAGUCAUGUAAAAGCUGCAAAUACCAGUGGAAUUCUUAAAUAUCAUGGAACAGGCUUGCAAAGAUAUCCACUCCACCGUUCAAAAGUUUUAGACAGGCAUCAUAUCCAAGUCAGAAUGUGGUAACACCAGAGCGUGCCGCAUUUGAUGAUUGUAAAUUAUGAGGCCUGAAAAUGUCUGAUGUGGAUGCAUUUCCACCCCGUACUGCCUUGAAAAUGAUAUACACUACCGUUCAAAAGUUUGGGGUCACUUAGUAAUGUCCGUUUUUCCAAAGAAAAGCAGUUUUUGUCAAUGAAGACAACAUUAAAUGAAUCAGAAAUACAGUCAAGACAUUGUUAAUGUGGUAAACAUUAUUCUAUCUGUAAACAGCUUUUUUUUUAAUAGAAAAUCUACAUAGGGGUACAGAGGAACAUUUCCAGCAACCAUCACUCCUGUGUUCCAAUGCUACAUUGUGUUAGCUAAUGGUGCUGAAAGGCUAAUUGAUGAUUAGAAAACCCCUGUGAAAUUAUGCUAGCACAUGGAUAAAAGUGUCGGUUUUCAUGGAAAACAUGAAAUUGCCUGGGUGACCCCAAACUUUUCAAUGGUCGUGUAUGUACCAGAUGGCCACUACCGAAUACAAAAGGACCUCAGUGUCACCAAGGGGCUAGCUAUGAAACAAACAACAAAAACCUCCAGUUCACUCCAUUCAAAAAAGCAUCAACUUCUCUCUAGAAUUUCUGAGCCAUUUGGUUGUCCAUUUUUUGUCUGUUUUUAGAAGGUUCUUGGUCCAAGUGGUAAACCUUAUGCUGCAACUCUCAACUUCAAAUCAGUUCCACUGCAAGCGAGUGCAUGACAUUACAUUUAUAGGACAUAGCAUACAGCGAAAGUGAGUACUUCCUGUUCACAUUAAAUGAUGCUACUUGUAUCACCUUACAGUGUUACAUCUGACUUUAACAGUAGGUUAUUUGCCUUUUGAUACUAGUUUUAGGUUUACUAUGUUAAAAUAUAGCCCCACAGUAGGACCUCAAUGCAUAUACACCUGUUCAUAUUGAGGUUCAAAUUGUUCUUUUUUUUUUUCUUUUCAGUACUUCAUAAGUCCACAUUUGUUGUUGAUUGUUAUUGAUGCCACUCUUCAGAGACCAUUUGUUUCAGCUACUCUUUGCUGAGUGUUUUUGCUCUACCUUUCACUUUAAAAUACCACAGAGACCCUAGCCAAUUCACAGUAAUCACUUUUUCUUCUAUAUGAACUCUUACGUGAUCGUAGCAGUAUGGUUUGGAUGAUUAUCAUACUUUACUGUAAUGCCACUGAGUCUUACUUUGGGGCCUGUAUAUUUAACAUAGUUCUUCUAGAGUAUGAAUUUUUGUUUGUUCCUAAGAAGAAAAACUUUGUUUAGCUUAGGCAUAAUGUAAUCUGUUGUACGCUGUAUAGAGUGCAGGGGGAGCAUGCCAAGACUUCAAAGCUACAUACAGCUAACAUUAGAACUGCUUUGAGACGACAGCCUCAUGUCUUUUUUUUCCAGUCUUAAAACUGAGUAACACUGUUGGUUUUGGUCUUUUUAUGGGAUUUCUUGACAGAGAGAAAAUAUAUAACAACCAUUUUUUUCCCCAUUAAACGUAGUAUGCUCGUUUGAGGUAAUAAAUUCACCUAAUCAGUUUUUUGACAGCUACUUUACUGCAUCUCACUGUCUUCCUUAACAAAUGGAGAGUACUGAGAAGUCAGUCUGCUGAGAGCUAUGUGGGUCUUUCAGAUGAUGUUAAUUCAGUACAUAGCAACUUUGUCCCAAUUAUAGACAAAAAUCCAACAUCAAAGUUCAUACAAACUGUAGAAUCUGUACAUGUUGCACAGCUCAGUUCAUAAUCAGCCCAGUAAUUGAUCUACAAACACUUAGGACUGGUUUAUUUUAAUUAAAAAUGUAGGCUUGCUUUCCUUGUUUGUUGAUGUAUAUUUUUGGUGUAAAUAAUCUUAAGACUUGUCUAGUGUUAAAUGAUCUGUCAAUCACUUUAGAUGUUAUAGAAGGUUCGAGUCUUGUGUUUUGAUUUUUCUGGUGGGGUGACUUUGCAUCUGGACUUCAGAUUGUGCCUUUAAAGAUGUUCUGUGUGAGCUCUUCAAACCACAAGCAGAGUGAUGGUAAUUCAUUUGAUCUUGUUUAUUUAGGUUAUGUACAAUAAAGCUUCAUAAGAUGAA